AUGCGUCGCAGUGCAAUCACUGAGCUUAACAACAACAGUGGAUGCUCCGCGGUCUACGUUGCAUCUUUCAAGCAGCAAUUCAACGCUUCUCAGCAGAGCAGUUCACGCUUGAGCCUCAUGACUUCUCGAUACUCAAGGCUUCUGUCGAUAAGGCGGUCUUUGAGAAACGAAUGCGCGGUGCUUUGCCACAAUCGACCGCAUGAUCUUGAGGAGAUCACACAACAGACAUUCACGACUCUUAUGAUCGCAUUUGGCGACGUCAAUGCGGAACAUAUUGCAGCAUUAACAGCGCUACAAGCCGCUCAGACCAUCGCUCCACUCACAGGCAGCACACUACCACCACCGCAUGGAAAACCCAGCGAUACGCUCGUUUCAGUACGAGAGCGUGCAGAGAGUUGGAGACACAAUAUAUCUGAAGUGGCAGGUCGAUAUGGUGGGAAAGGGCAACGAGUACAGCAUUGUAUGCAGCUAUGUGACCAAAUUGCACGGCAAGCAUCAUCGGCGACACAAGAGAUUCUCGAGAUGCUGUUUGCAGACGAUUCCCAAUGCAAAGGUCCUGCAGCCGUCUCGCAUAGUGCAAAGCAGCGCAAUAGUGCCAUGGCCUUUUACGGUUACAAAGGCAAAGUCAUUGCUGCUUACUGUGGUAUGAUGCUAGACACCUCGCCCUCGAGUGUUAAGGUAAAGCGGCCGAGCCCUGAACAAGUAGAACAUUGGUCGAUAGGGCCACGUUUGGAUGCGUUGUCCCUGGAUCUUGUUGGUUGA
This is a messenger RNA of Protomyces lactucae-debilis, 762 nucleotides long. RefSeq lists its product as uncharacterized. The coding region runs from base 1 to 762 and encodes 253 amino acids. The record is from RefSeq and is a predicted model, not a curated record. Lineage: Eukaryota; Fungi; Ascomycota; Taphrinomycetes; Taphrinales; Protomycetaceae. The transcript is spliced from 4 exons.